Chlorella variabilis is the source of this 1425-nucleotide messenger RNA. RefSeq lists its product as hypothetical. Gene Ontology annotation, biological process: proton transmembrane transport; sodium ion transport; regulation of pH. NCBI's taxonomy places the organism in Eukaryota, Viridiplantae, Chlorophyta, Trebouxiophyceae, Chlorellales, Chlorellaceae. The transcript is spliced from 14 exons. Bases 1 to 1425 code for a protein of 474 amino acids. The record is from RefSeq and is a predicted model, not a curated record. Gene Ontology annotation, cellular component: membrane. Gene Ontology annotation, molecular function: sodium:proton antiporter activity.
AUGGCGACCUCCACCGCCACCUACGUCUCGGAGGAGCUGAUGGUGGUGUGGCUGCUGCUCAUCGUCACCAUCGUCACCUCCUACUUCAUCCAGCGCCAGCGUUUCCGCUGGCUGCCGCCCUCCAGCUCCGCCAUGCUGCUGGGCAUCGGCGCGGGGGUGGCCAGCCGCAUCGCGGGCCUGGCCCAGCCCCUGCGCUUCAGCCCCGCCGCUUUCUUCUACGCCCUGCUGCCGCCCAUCGUCUUCCAGGCGGGAUUUGCGCUGAAAAAGAAGGAGUUCUUUGCCAACUCCGGCGCCAUCCUGACGUAUGCGGUUCUGGGCACCUUCAUCUCCGCCCUCGUCUUCGGCCUCUGCACCUACCUGCUGGUGCUCAUCGGCCUGGUGCGGCGCAGCCACCUGGCGGGCUCGCCCUUUGUCGAGUGCCUGGCAUACGGCGCCGCCAUCAGCUCGAUCGACCCUGUGGCCACCCUGGCGGUGCUGGCAGAUGUGGAGGUGCCCCCGCUCCUGUUCAACUUAGUAUUUGGAGAGUCGGUUCUGAAUGACGCGGUGGCUAUCGUGCUCUUCCGCUCCCUCUCCGAUUUCGCUGACAAGCCCAUGGGCUUGGGCACGCUGCCAGCCGUCAUGCUGCGGUUCUGCGUGCUGGCACUGGGCUCGCUGCUGAUCGGGGCGGGCGUGUCGCUGGCAUGCGCCUUUGUGCUCAAGCGCUUCGACCGGCUGGAUGCCUCGGGUGGGUGGCUUGGUGUGAUCACUCUGCGCCACUUCUUCGAGUUUGCCGCCUUCCUGUGCGAGAUGUUUGUGUUUGCCUACCUGGGCCUGCAGGUGGCCACCAUGAAGCACGGCUUCGACUUUGGGCUGCUGGUGUCGGGCAUCCCGCUGGCUGUCGCCUCCCGCGCCGCCAACAUCGGCGCCUGCUCGCGCCUGGUCAACCUGUGGCGUACCCACAAGCUGCCGCGCAACCUGCAGGCGAUGCUGCUGGCGGUGGGGCUGCGAGGAGCGGUGGCCUACGGCCUCAUCGUCAACCUGCCGCGCUCCGACCAGCCCGGGCAGACAGGCAUCCCAGCCAUCGAGACGGCGGCGCUGCUGAUUGUGGUGGUGACCACGCUGGGCCUGGGGUCCGCCACAGCCCCCCUGCUGCGCUACUUCGACCUGGAGGGCAAGGACGAUGCGGCGCUGUAUGGCCUGACAGACAUGGAGGGGCUGGGCGACGCGAUGGCCGGGGGCGGCCAGGGCGGCGCCAACCGCAUCAAGCUGGAGCAGCCCUCUGCCUUCCACGACUGGUUCAAGGCUCUGGACGAAGAGUACCUCAAGCCUCUGUUUGGGGGCAGGCAGGGCAGCGAGCGCGGGCGCAGCCCCAGCGCGCAGGAGGCGGGCGGGUAUGCGGGGAUCCAGAUGCAGCAGCCGCCGCCGGCGGGCGGAGGAGGCGAGUAG